This is a messenger RNA of Varroa destructor (honeybee mite), 1370 nucleotides long. RefSeq lists its product as uncharacterized. NCBI's taxonomy places the organism in Eukaryota, Metazoa, Arthropoda, Arachnida, Mesostigmata, Varroidae. The record is from RefSeq and is a predicted model, not a curated record.
GAAAAGCCCGUCGCGUCAGAUAUGCGUUUAUCCGCUAUUACUGAAAGUAAAGAAAGCACUUGUUCGAGGCAGAACGUAAAUAGCCGGCAAGCAUGGCGAAGGCAGAAAAUUCGUCUCUAGAAUAUGAGCAAGAAUUAACAGUUGUAAUAUCUCUCCGAGCCGGACGGAGCCCCGAGGACAUUAUAGACUUUCUUGGCUACCCUGAAGCGGCCGUUAAUGCCAUUGCAAAUCAGUACGCUGCAGCUACCGCGGCAGAUGCAUUCAGUACAUUGAAACAGAAGGUCGCCAUCAGAAAGAAAACCUUGCAAAUGAGCAAAAAGGGAAUCUGCGUCAACUUUGAACAACUGAAUUUAAAGGUGGCUCUAGGAGCUUGGUUGACGAUAAACGUAUGGGACAACCAGAAACUACAACCACCAUCGAUAACAUCAAAAAAUUUCACCAAUGAUGAUUGUCGAAUGAAGUCUAAAGCCCGGAAGGUUUUUGUACCACCUGUAAACGAUUCCUCCAGCUCAGAAGUAAAGGAGUUCUUACAAGAGUCUUCCGAUCAAUAUAAACGAAGCCAUCCGCACAAUAGCACUGAGUACAGCUCCAGGAGGAAGUCAGACCCCAGGCUGCCAGAUGUAAGACAUCGGAAGGUACCUCGCCAAGAGCAGCAAGGCUCAUCAACAAUGGCAGUAUCUAGCGAGCAAUUGCCGAUUCCGUCAGUUACGGUCGCAAACUCUGCAAGACGUGAUCAGUCGUACUCAAAAGCCAACAGGAUCAGAAUCCUUAACCGGCGUCGCUCACAACCACCAUCAUCAACUGUCGGAACAAGUCUUGACUAUUUUGGAGCCUCGGACACACAGAACGCCGAACUCGAAUCAGCGAUAAAAGAUGAAAUUAAAGAAGAAGUUGUUGAUCCAGAGAAUGGCAACCAACAAUUCGUUAUGGCCACCGAACAUGAACAACAGGUAAUUUGUAAUGGCGCGGAAAGUUGGCGGGGGAACGGGUUACCAGAUUUCGUGUUGUCACAUAUUAAACAAGAGAUUAAGUCGGAGAUACUCGAUGAAGUAGCCCCGGAAGCAUUUGACGAUGGAUUAACACAUCCAGUUGUCAUUAAAACUGAACCUAAAGAUAACGAUGAAAACCUUUUAGGAAUUUAAUCGGUUCUUAAAGGUGUUUUAUGGUGUUCAAUAAUCUAAGAGAAAGAUGUAUUUUUACCUAUAUUAUAACUGAAAUAAGAACGCUUGUUAAUAGUAAUGCAUAAUAUGAAUAUUUGUUUGAAUUGCAAACCUUGACGCAAUUUGAGGUAUUUUCUGUAUAUAAAUAUACUUCGUGCAUAUAUGUUGCCGGAUUAAUAACCUACAUUUAUACAAAGACAGACAGUGAAA